Messenger RNA from Ceratitis capitata (Mediterranean fruit fly), 4023 nucleotides. It is a transcript of the gene eater, whose product is annotated as fibrillin-1. NCBI's taxonomy places the organism in Eukaryota, Metazoa, Arthropoda, Insecta, Diptera, Tephritidae. The transcript is spliced from 3 exons. The record is from RefSeq and is a predicted model, not a curated record. Bases 49 to 3909 code for a protein of 1286 amino acids.
UCGUCGCUGCUUGACCAUUACUUACGGAAAACUAGUAACAAUUUUCAAAUGUUUCCAAGGAGUUGGUGGUUCGGUUUUUUCUUGGUAUCUGCUAUAUUUGGGGUAUCCCUGUCGAGCGUGUGUACAAAAAGAAAUACAUUUGGAAAUAUAAUUCGAACAUGUUGCACCGGUUAUCAAAAUGUGAAAAAUAAAUGCAAACCAAUUUGUACGAACGGUUGUGAGAACGGUUUUUGCUUCAAGCCAAAUGUAUGCAAGUGCAACAAGGGUUAUGAUAAAUUUAAUAAUUAUCGUUGCGUCCCACACUGCAACAAUUGCACAACUGGCGGUUUCUGCAGUGCGCCGGGCGUUUGUACGUGCUAUACAAAUUACGCUCGGAAUGCCACAGGUCACUGCGCACCUACCUGUAAGCAGAAUUGUAAGAAUGGCAAAUGCAUUGCGCCUAACAAAUGCAAGUGUUUGCCGGGCUACAGCGCAACCGCGAAAGGCGUUUGUGAGCCCCAAUGCGCUGAUGGUUGCAAGAAUGGCAUUUGUGAGGCUCCAAAUAAGUGCCACUGCAAAGCUGGCUAUGAAAAAGAUACCAAUGGGAAGUGCCAACCAAUUUGCGUAGGCGGAUGCGAAAACGGUACUUGUCGCGCACCCAAUGUUUGUGAGUGUUCAAAAGGAUAUCAAAAAUCGAGUAGCAAAACAUGUGUACCUCAUUGCGCGAACGAAUGUACCAACGGAUUUUGCGCGGAGCCAGAUGUUUGUAAAUGUGACGAUGGAUACAAAAUGAUUGCGGCUAAAUGUGAACCGAUUUGUUUAGAUGUCUGUACAAAUGGCCACUGCGUAGCCCCUGAAACCUGUGAGUGCAGUAAAGGAUAUUCGAUGAACGCUUCCAACAUUUGCGAGCCUGUUUGCUCCAGCGGCUGUCCCAAUGGCCAUUGCAUAGCGCCUGAGACUUGUGAAUGUAACAACGGAUACUCCAUGACCGCUUCCAAUAUUUGUGAACCUGUUUGCUCCAGCGGCUGUCCGAACGGCCAUUGCAUAGCGCCUGAGACUUGUGAAUGCAAAAACGGAUAUUCCAUGACCGCUCCCAACAUUUGCGAGCCUGUUUGCUCCAGCGGUUGUCCGAAUGGCCAUUGCAAAACGCCUGAGACCUGUGAAUGUAGCAACGGAUAUUCCAUGACUGCUCCCAAUAUAUGUGAGCCUGUUUGUUCAAUUGGUUGUUCAAAUGGUUACUGCGUAGCGCCUGAGACCUGUGAGUGCAGCAAAGGAUAUUCGAUGACCUCUCCCAAUACUUGUGAGCCUGUUUGCUCCACCGGCUGUCGGAAUGGUCAUUGCAUAGCGCCUGAGACCUGUGAGUGCAGCAAAGGAUAUUCUCUGACCGCUCCGAAUGUUUGUGAACCUGUUUGCUCCAGCGGCUGUUCGAAUGGUCAUUGCAUAGCGCCUGAGAUUUGUGAGUGCAGCAAAGGAUAUUCUAUGACCGCUCCGAAUAUUUGUGAACCUGUUUGCUCCAGCGGUUGUCCGAAUGGCCAUUGCGUAGCGCCUGAGACCUGUGAAUGUAGCAAAGGAUAUUCCAUGACCGCUUCCAAUAUUUGUGAACCUGUUUGCUCCAGCGGCUGUUCGAAUGGUCAUUGCAUAGCGCCUGAGACCUGUGAAUGUAGCAACGGAUAUUCCAUGACUGCUCCGAAUAUAUGUGAACCUGUUUGCUCCAGCGGCUGUUCGAAUGGUCAUUGCAUAGCGCCUGAGACCUGUGAAUGUAGCAACGGAUUCUCCAUGACUGCUCCCAAUAUUUGUGAUGCUGUUUGCUCCAGCGGCUGUUCGAAUGGUCAUUGCAUAGCGCCUGAGACCUGUGAGUGCAGCAAAGGAUAUUCUAUGACCGCUCCGAAUAUUUGUGAACCUGUUUGCUCCAGCGGUUGUCCGAAUGGCCAUUGCAUAGCGCCUGAGACCUGUGAAUGUAGCAAAGGAUAUUCCAUGACCGCUUCCCUUAUUUGUGAGCCUGUUUGCUCCAGCGGCUGUCCGAAUGGUCAUUGCAUAGCACCUGAGACCUGUGAAUGUAGCAAAGGAUUUUCCAUGACCGCUCCCAAUAUUUGUGAACCAGUUUGCUCCAGCGGUUGUUCGAAUGGUCAUUGCAUAGCGCCUGAGACCUGUGAGUGCAGCAAAGGAUAUUAUAUAACCGCUCCGAAUAUUUGUGAACCUGUUUGCUCCAGCGGUUGUCCGAAUGGCCAUUGCAUAGCGCCUGAGAUCUGUGAAUGUAGCAAAGGACAUUCCAUGACUGCUCCCAAUAUUUGUGAGCCUGUUUGUUCCAUUGGUUGUUCUAAUGGUUAUUGCGUAGCGCCUGAGACCUGUGAGUGCAUCAAAGGAUAUUCUAUGACCGCUCCCAAUAUUUGUGAACCUGUUUGCUCCAGCGGUUGUCUGAAUGGUCAUUGCAUAGCACCUGAGACCUGUGAAUGUAGCAAAGGAUAUUCCAUGACCGCUCCCAAUAUUUGUGAACCUGUUUGCACCAGCGGUUGUUCGAAUGGUCAUUGCAUAGCGCCUGAGACCUGUGAGUGCAGCAAAGGAUAUUCCAUGACCGCUCCCAAUAUUUGUGAACCUGUUUGCUCCAGCGGUUGUCUGAAUGGCCAUUGUAUAGCGCCUGAGACUUGUGAGUGCAGCAAAGGAUAUUCGAAGAGCGCUUCCAAUAUCUGUGAUCCUGUGUGCACCAGCGGUUGUUCGAAUGGCCAUUGUAUUGCGCCUGAGAGCUGUGAGUGCGGCAAAGGAUACUUGAUGAGUGCUUCUAAUUUUUGUGAACCUGUUUGCUCCAGCGGCUGUCCAAAUGGUCACUGCUUGGCUCCUGAGACCUGUGAGUGCAGAAAUGGAUAUUCCAUGACAGCCUUCAAUAUCUGUGACCCUGUUUGCUCCAGCGGUUGUCCAAAUGGCCAUUGUAUUGCGCCUGAGAGCUGUGAGUGCAGCAAAGGAUAUUCGAUGAGCGCUUUUAAUAUAUGUGAGCCUGUUUGUUCCAUUGGUUGUUCAAAUGGUUACUGCGUAGCGCCUGAGACCUGUGAGUGCAGUAAAGGAUAUUCCAUGACCGCUUCCAAUAUUUGUGAACCUGUUUGCUCCAGCGGUUGUCCGAAUGGCCAUUGCAAAGCACCUGAGACCUGCGACUGUAGCAAAGGUUAUUCCAUGACUGCUCCCAAUAUUUGUGAACCUGUUUGCUCCAGCGGUUGUCCGAAUGGCUAUUGCAUAGCUCCUGAGACCUGUGAGUGCAGCAAAGGAUAUUCGAUGAGCGUUUCCAAUAUUUGUGAGCCUGUUUGUACCAACGGCUGCCCUCAUGGGCGCUGCGUUCUACCAGAAAUAUGUGAGUGUGAGGACGGUUCCCAUAUAGUCAGUCCGAAUGCUUGCAAGAGGACUCUAAAUAUUCAAAAAAUGUCUGUCAUAUCUACCACGACUGCAACACCUACGGUUUUAAUAAGUGAAGUAUACAGAUCUACAGUAGAACACAGGAAACAUUUUGAUGACAACGAGGACGAUGACGAUGACGAUGACGAUGACGACGAUGAGGAAAGCUAUAGUGAUGAAGAUGAAGAAGGCGGAGAUUUUUCUGGAGAUUCUAAUGAGAAUAGUAGAUUUUAUAGCUCGGAUCGUAGUUGUCGAAACCGUUGCUUCAACGGAACAUGCCAAGAGGGGUUGUGUGUGUGUGAGAAAAAUUAUAUAUUGCGAAACCAGGACGGACACGACAUCUGUGUUGAAGAAGUGACCAAAGCUAAGGCGUUGUCGGCACAUUUUCGGCUAUAUAUUAUACUCGCUGUUCUUUCACUGCCCUUAGGAUUGUUGGUAUUACUUCUGCUUUGUCGCAUUAGUUGCGAGAAGACCUACAAUGUCGGAAAACGGGAAAAUCAAUUGGGACUUAAGAAUUUGUCACAUAAAGUGGAUAUUGUGCGAAUGCCUUAGUUCAGAUCAAUAAUAAAUAUAUAUAUAUAAUCUUUUAAAUGUAUGUAUGUGUAUCACAUACUUUAGUAUUAAUGUUUAUAUGAUCCUCAAUUUUUAAAUUUAAUUUAUAAUUUG